AUGUCAGCGGAGGAUAUCGCUGAAGAAAUUCGAUCUAGUCUCCCUGGCACCGAAGAAAUCAUCAUCCAAUACCUUGCUGGUUACCUCGUCGACGAUGCUGGAGAGGAGGAAGAUGUCCUCCAAGUUGCACGCUCACUUCUCGAUUCCCUGGCCGGCGACCAACCAGAUGUCCUCCAAAAGCUGAUGAAUCGACUAGCAGAUAUACUUGAAGAUCAGCUGAACGCUCGUAUAAAGAAGGCGGCUGGUCCUAAAUUAAUGAAGUUGGACAAAGUAAUGGAUAUGAGUAAAUCAGCCAUGUCCAACACUAUUGCUCUGUCUGAGGGCGUCGACCUCGAAUCUAUCAACAAGGGAAAAGCCUCUCGCGUGGACAUGAAGAAAUUGGAGAAGCAGGAGGCCAAGCUCAAGGCAAAAAUAGAAAAGAGGUCUCGAAGGGAUCUUUACGAAGGCUCUAAACUACUAGAUGCUCACAAGAAGCAGCAAACGUACGAGGAGCUGUUCAUGAAGAUCAAUCCUCUAGAAGGUGCUUCGGCGAAGAACAAGAGCAAAGACAUUCAUCUCCCAUCCAUUGACGUCAAUUUUGGUUCAAAUCGUAUUUUGUCGGGUGCAACACUGACGCUGGCGCAUGGCAGGAGAUAUGGGCUUAUUGGUCGAAACGGUGUCGGAAAGUCGACCCUUUUGCGUCAUAUAGCCAUGCGAGAGGUUCCUAUACCAUCUCAUAUAACUAUCCUUUUUGUGGAGCAGGAGAUCAUUGGAGAUGAUACCAUUGCCAUUGACUCGGUUUUGAAGGCCGACGUUUGGCGAGAUCACUUACUCAAGGAAGAGGCGAAGUUGAAUGCCCAGCUUGCUGAGCUAGAGACUGAGGGUGAUGAAAAACGCUUCGAGGACGCUCGAGAAGAAGCUGCUGCGAAAUUGGCGGAGGUGCAUGCUAGAUUGUCUGAAAUGGAUGCAGAGAGCGGUCCAGCUAGAGCAGCAACAUUAUUAGCAGGUCUUGGAUUCGAUGAAAAUGCUCAAAAGCAGCCGACGAGGUCGUUUAGUGGUGGUUGGCGUAUGAGGUUGGCCCUGGCGCGGGCACUCUUUGUCAAGCCCACACUAUUGCUGCUUGACGAACCGUCUAAUCACAUCGAUCUUAACGCACUUGCAUGGCUCGAGGAUUACCUUCAAACAUGGGCAGGAACUCUCCUUGUAGUCUCUCAUGACCGUGCUUUCUUAGAUGCCGUGGCCACAGAUAUUGUGCAUCAGCACUCCGGAAGAUUGGACUAUUACAAAGGGAAUUUUACUCAAUUCUACGCUACCAAAUCAGAACGAGACAAGAACCUGCGGAAGGAGUAUGACGCCCAAGUGGAGUACCGUAAACAUCUUCAAGCAUUCAUUGACCGGUGGCGAUAUAACGCAAAUCGUGCUGCUCAGGCACAAUCUAAAAUCAAGAUAUUGGAGAAGUUGCCCGACCUGCAACCUCCAGAAGAAGAAGAAACGGAGAGUUUCAAAUUCCCUGAGACCGAAAAGUUAUCACCACCAGUCUUACAACUCAACGAAGUCACUUUUUCAUACAAACCAGAAAGGGUUUUAUUGAAGAACGUGAACUUCGACAUUCAGCUAGACUCGCGGAUAGCAAUCGUUGGCGCCAACGGUGCUGGAAAGUCUACACUCAUCAAGUUGCUAACAGGGGAGCUGACCCCGAAGGCCGGGCAUGUAAACCGAAACGGUCGUCUGAGAAUAGGGUACUUUGCUCAGCACCACGUAGAUACGUUGAUCCCUUCUAUGUCGCCUGUGGAGUUCCUCGCGUCCAGAUACCCCGGUAAGGUCGAUCAAGAAUACCGUCAGCACUUAGGCAACUUCCAAAUCAGUGGAAUGACUGGCUUACAGCCCAUUGGAACGCUAAGCGGUGGUCAGAAGUCUCGCGUUGCUUUCGCGCUAUUGUCGUUGCAGCGCCCACACGUAUUGCUGCUUGACGAGCCUACCAAUCACUUGGAUAUCGAAGGUCUCGACGCCUUGAUGCUGGCUCUUCAAACAUGGAAUGGUGGCGUGAUCAUCAUCUCACACGACGAGAGGUUCAUCACUACUGUCGCCAAAGAGUUAUGGGUAUGUGGAGAUGGAACAGUGUAUAAGUUCAUGGGUGACGUACAGAGUUACAAGAGUCUCAUUGUCAGCAAUGUCAAAGCCAAGGCCUAA
This is a messenger RNA of Pleurotus ostreatus (oyster mushroom), 2169 nucleotides long. RefSeq lists its product as uncharacterized. Gene Ontology annotation, molecular function: ATP hydrolysis activity; ATP binding. The transcript has 23 exons. Lineage: Eukaryota; Fungi; Basidiomycota; Agaricomycetes; Agaricales; Pleurotaceae. Bases 1 to 2169 code for a protein of 722 amino acids. The record is from RefSeq and is a predicted model, not a curated record.